Molecule: messenger RNA, 192 nt
Organism: Caenorhabditis briggsae
Lineage: Eukaryota; Metazoa; Nematoda; Chromadorea; Rhabditida; Rhabditidae
Exons: 1
Coding region: 1-192 (63 amino acids)
Source: RefSeq, a predicted model, not a curated record
AUGAAAGUGUCCUCUGCCCUUGCUGAAAUUGUCUCUGAAUUCUCUGGAUUCCAACAUCUUCAUACUUUUAAAUCCAACCCAUCUUUGUCUACUACUCCAUCCAAAAAGUCUUCAACGUCAUCUGAAUUCUUGCCACGUCAUUGUCUGAACACCACUAUCGGAGCCACUCACCAGAAACAACAGUUCCAGUAG